Messenger RNA from Dermacentor albipictus, 3284 nucleotides. Lineage: Eukaryota; Metazoa; Arthropoda; Arachnida; Ixodida; Ixodidae. The record is from RefSeq and is a predicted model, not a curated record.
AUGAGACCGCAGAUACGGCGUGCUACUCGGCUCGGUCGCCUUGGCAACAGCCGAGCGUGCGCACUCCGACCGAGACGCGACAGAACGGUAUCGAGAGCUGGCUGCGGAAGCCACGGCUGCGUGCGAGCUGCAAAGUUCGACAUGGUCAUCUGGUGCACGCAUCUGUCGGGCAAAGAGGAUGCUGGUCUUUAGUGCGUCAUCAGCGGGUCGAGCAUGAGAGGCAGCGCGGUGGCUGACUGUACGACUCGGGCCAGCAAACUGAGCGCAUCGAAGACGCGACGUGUUGCGUCGUGAUGUUGCCAUUGUACUUGGCUUUGCCAAGAGAUGGGAGUCCAGCAUCCAGGAGUGUUGCUCUCUGUGCAGCAAGUGGCGAACCAGGCCGACGCGGCGUCAACCAAGAAACACUUAAUAAUUCAAUGGCCCUCCUGCAUAUUUUACUCUGUCGAAGGUCUAAUGUGUAGAACAUCAGGCGGCUGUGCCCAGGGAACAGGCUUCGCUACCAACCUUAAGACCAACUUGUGCCACUGAUAGACGCUUUAUCUUGCAGUGUCGGAACGCAUCUCACAGCUCAUUUUUGGAGACACCCCGAGGUGAUUGAAAGGAUGCUGGCUGCUCACUUGUCCCCGUGGGUUUUCGUUGAACCAGUGCAGGGGUGGACAGCUGGGCUACGUGCCUCCCGUCAGACUAGAUGAGCACAAUUUUUGCUGCUGCUGCUUUGAAAACGAAUGGCGCGAGAUCGACGUGAUCGUGUCUUCCGCGCGUCUGUCGGCCAAAGACGAUGCUGCCAUUUCCUGCGUCAUUGUCAGGUCAAGCGUGGGAGGGAGCACUACAACGGGUGGCCAAACUAUGCGAUCUGGCCAGGAAGCCUGCCCUGUGCACCCGGUAGCCAAGCCUUUUGGUAGGAUGGGGUCUGGCAGCACGUCGUGCUGUCUUCGUGGCCAGUUCUUCGAGCAGCCUGGUGUCCUUAUGCCCAUCCUGUGGAUCAACUUACCUGCUGACCUAGGAACGAACGGCACGAGAUCGUCAUGUUCGUACCGUGCACGGACGUGCGGUGGCAAAGAGGAUGCUGCCGUUUCGUGCGUCAUCGUGAGGCAAAACCUGGGAGGCAGCACUGGGUCGGACAGCAAGAGUCAAGCCAGCCAGCAUGUUAUCUUUUGUUUUAUUUCGUUCAUCGCUGCUGUGGACGGUCGGCACGAGAUGUACGUGGUCGUACGGUGCACCCAGCUGUCCCGUAAGGUCGAAGCCAGCGUUUGGCGCUUGAUCGCAGGUCAAGCAUGGGAGGAAGCACCAGAGGCAAGUAUACGAUAUACAGCAGAAAGACAGUUGCAGAGCAGCGGGCUCACCACAAGUGGCGAUGAUGACCAGGAUGUCCCCACCAAGGACUUCGAACGACAUUCCCUCGACCAGGAGCAAGUUGGUGUGUGGCCCGCCGCACAGUCACUGACCCAGGCCCGACCGCUUCUGCUCAAACGGCACUUCUCAAAUCUGUGACAAAGCGGCCGCUUUUAUGGUCUUGAUGACGUUGCCAUUGACACCAUUGCCCACAAUUGCGGACAACGCGCGGCUACGCACGCACACGCGCUCACAAACACACAUACAAAAACAAAAGACUAGAAACAGCGCUGGCCAUUAGGACAGAAGGCGACAAUGACGUGAUCGCCGAUGAAAUGCACGACAACUCAUGUCAAGUGCCGUGACUCGAUCUAAUUUAGUCUUGGCAGGGGAAAGUCCUGGUUAUUCUUAGGAGAGAUGGGGGAAGAGGAGGAGAUAUCAUCGAAAUAGAGCACCGAUAGGACCGGGGCUUACCUAGCUGUCGAAUUCUUAUGGUAAUAAGAAUUGGUAAUAAGAAUUUCUUAUGGUAAAGGCAUAAGAAAGACAAGGAGUAGAAUGUCGGUGGAACGCCGUAGUUGCGAUGGAUAGCUAGUAGAACGGAAAACUUGACGGAGCUUCUGGAAAGUGUCUCUAAGCUUGAAGCCACUGCCCUGCCUUCUUCUGCCUAAGGACGCACUUCUGUUGUGCUUGUCGGUCGCUACACGUUCAUUCUUCAGCUAACGUGACGUCGUCUAACCUAAUCUUAACCUGCUCUAAUUACCCGCUCUCUAUAGUUGUGUGUUCUGGCGCUGAUUUCAGCGUGGAAACUUAUUGAUCUAGUAUAAAAUAUUAGCGCAUAAAGGCAGGCCGGGUUUAACUUGGCACGUUUAAGUGUUCGAAGUUGCCCGCUGCGCGCAGUAGCAUUAGCUGCGCAUCGCCGUUACCAAGGAGUGGAGCGGAAAAAGGAAGGGAGAAAUCUGUAGCAAGUUUCCACGCUGCCGCCGCUGAAGCACCAAUCUGCAUCUCUUGCAUGUUACUGAUGGCGUAAACUAAUAAAAUUGUGGCAUUCUUCGCAACUCUUACUACUAACUGCGUUCAUAGACGAAAGAUGGUGGGGCAGUAUUGAGCUAUUGUAAAACGCGCAACUUCGGUGUGUUUACUAUUGGUUGGUAAAACUGGUGUAGCGAAGUCUGCCGAAGCGUCCAGCUAGGAGUCGCCAGGAGCGAGCGGCGCUGCUAACGUGUGGUUUUACCUGGAGUUUGGCUUGGUUGAAGGCUAGGUGAGUGUGGAUACCAAUAGAAAUUAGUGAGACCCGAGGGCUGCAACACUGGUAGUCGGUGUGGCCAGUGUUUCAUUCCAACACGAGCGUUUGGCGGAAGUACGCAAUUUCUCUGAAGUUUAAAAUGAAGUGUUUUGCUUACUUCAGCCUCUUUAUUAAAUUGCUUCGAUAAAUAUGGGCAGUAGCAGGAGAAAAAACCGCGCUCAUUCAAGCACCAUUGUUGAUAGAUGUUCCGCUACUGACCGCGUAUGGGGAUCAUCCAUUUGACCAAAUAAGGCAGCCUGAAAACAGUGAAAAUAAUGUUUCAACUGAAAAUCACGUUUGAGAAAAAGGUGGUCUCGCACUACGUUUGUGAGUUCCACCCGCCACACAGCAGUGCAAUAUUUUUGAGAUAUUCGCAAGAGUGUUUGUAAUCCGUAUAGUGUUUUCACCAAGCCACCAAGGUGGUUAAGGAGCUUUUUAACCCUGUAAUGCCUAACGCACUUUCUUUAUACUGCGCUGUUUGAGGCGGCAAAGUUCGAACUAUCGCGAGUGAAAAACAAGUAGCGACAGUAUUAGGCUGGAGCCCAUUGUAGUUAUUGAAUAGUUUAAGAUUUCAAUUAUGUUGAUUGUUAAUUAUCUUCGCUCAUACAUAGUGUGUUUAGUACAAAUGUACCCUCCACGGCGAGAAAUAAAGGUGGAAAAAUUCUGUGAA